Messenger RNA from Rhinichthys klamathensis goyatoka, 727 nucleotides. RefSeq lists its product as uncharacterized. The transcript is spliced from 3 exons. The record is from RefSeq and is a predicted model, not a curated record. Gene Ontology annotation, biological process: monoatomic ion transport. Gene Ontology annotation, molecular function: ATP binding; purinergic nucleotide receptor activity; monoatomic ion channel activity. The coding region runs from base 1 to 723 and encodes 240 amino acids. Gene Ontology annotation, cellular component: membrane. NCBI's taxonomy places the organism in Eukaryota, Metazoa, Chordata, Actinopteri, Cypriniformes, Leuciscidae.
AUGCAACAGGCACAGAUAGACUCCAAAGAUAGUGACCAGCAGGAAUCAACGUCAACAGCGUCGUCUGAUAUCCCUCAGGCGAUUGGGGCCAUAUCAAAGAAAAAGAAACCUACGCGGAGGAGACCAUCGAAAGGGGGGAAGGCCGCAAAAACUAUAGACCCUGAGGAGCAGUCGAGGCUGCAGGAGCUGCGGUCAAGACGUGCAGCUGAAAUGAAGGUAAAACUGCAUUCCCUGGAGUCUGUGCAGAAGUACAGGUUGUUGAAUACAAUCCUCACAAGGUUGCCAGGUCUUAUGUUUGAUGUGAUGGCCAUGUUUGAAGUAUCCCAGAGCCCUGACCCUGUUGGAGAUGUCCUGCAUUGGUGCACUUGCACCAAUUGCAGAGAAAUGGACACAGACCUGGAAAGGCUUUGCUGUCACCAGAUACCUACAAAUUGCAUAACCAACAUGGCACACAUGGAGUUCUAUGUGUUGGAUGAGGGGGUCUUGCGGCUGGCCCGUGCGGCCUGGAAUUACAUUUUUGCUGUUGAUGACAGCCAGGAGCCGGGUGUAGAACAGCGUCAAUAUAGACAUGCCGCCUACAGACAGUUUGUGCUGUGGCAGCAUGGCCGCCUGGGUGUGGGCAACAGAGUGGUGAUCCCCAGCUGUUGUGUCUGGAAGAUACGGAUCAAAUUCCCCGACCCAAGAGGCCGAUAUACAGGAUUCCGGGUGCACCGCCUUCAAUAGUUUU